AACUUGGAGCGUGCUGAAUACAGCAUUUGCAGGAUCAAAACAACACAGAGAAAGAUAAGAAACCAUCUACUGCAAAGACAAAAAAUGAGAUGAAGGUCGAGGGACUUGGUACUCCUCUUAGAUCUCUUAAGAACAAUAAGAAAAAUUCAGAUGGCAACAAUCUGAAAAUGCAGUCUGAUAAAUCAAAAACCCCUGCAGAGUCUGUUAUUGGGGAAGCUGAAAAUUCUACACUGUCCUCAACAAAACCUCAGCUUGAAGCUAAUGCAAAUGAAAAUGAACUUGCACUGAAGAGGAUGCUGGCUGAUGCAGCUUUUGCCCGGCUUAAACAAUCUGAAACUGGACUCUACCGCAAGUCUUUACAGGAACUAGUUGAUCUGUCCCAAAAAUAUUACAGUGAAGUUGCACUUCCGAAACUGGUAACCACUGAAUAA
Molecule: messenger RNA, 431 nt
Organism: Vitis riparia (riverbank grape)
Lineage: Eukaryota; Viridiplantae; Streptophyta; Magnoliopsida; Vitales; Vitaceae
Product: protein TSS-like
Exons: 2
Coding region: 90-431 (113 amino acids)
Source: RefSeq, a predicted model, not a curated record